This is a messenger RNA of Pseudogymnoascus destructans, 2256 nucleotides long. RefSeq lists its product as uncharacterized. Lineage: Eukaryota; Fungi; Ascomycota; Leotiomycetes; Thelebolales; Thelebolaceae. The transcript has 3 exons. Bases 277 to 2256 code for a protein of 659 amino acids. The record is from RefSeq and is a predicted model, not a curated record.
CGGCUGGGCCACCAUCGUCAACUCGGUGUGUUUAAAGUUUAAACCAGUUAGUAAACUUGCUUCACUUUAGACACAGCAUAUUUCCUGGUUUUUAAAUGCAAAUCCUACUAAUAACAAGGCUACCUACAGUGGAGUCGGUACUCAGCCGCAUCUCAUCUUGUCGUGCAGACGGUUAUCACCUGAGACUAGGUCAGCCCUGCGGGACGAUUCUUUGGGGGUUUGCUAGGUGCGUGCGACGCUUUAUGGUAAUGGGUGGAGAUAUAAAGAUCUGAUGGUAUGGGCAUUUCAAGACCUGACGUUGCCUCAUCGUUCCUGUUACGGCACGGGUCGUUAUCACAUAUAUACCCUGCAUUGUGCUAUCCGGAUAUUAAUUCAUCUAGUAAAACUUUGAUAUCAAGGAAAUCCAAAGGCUACACCAGUGCUAGCCCAGAACCAAUAUCAACACAGGCAAACAUGUCCCUCCCAUCCUACAAAGACGCAGUCACCCCCCUCGACCCCCUCGACUUCGUCGCCACCUAUCUCUCAACGCAUGACCUCCUCACCUGCUCCCUAGUAAACAAAUCCUUCAACAGCGUCUUCGCAAAAUACCUCUGGGAGGAUCCUCUCCGCAUCAUUGGCAACGGUGCCAAACGGAUCCCUUUCCACCUAGAAAAAUACCGCCUCCUCAGCAGAUCCAUCGCAGCCACAAGAGAGUCCACCAAACACCUAGUGCAAACAAUAGACUACCGCCAGCAAUGGAUCCCAAAGAUGUACGCCCUCCCCAAACACGUCAGCCAGCGCGCACUCACCAUGGACGCUGGGUACUGGAACUCCCAACGCAUAGUCUACAAGCUCCUCAGCGACCUCCCCGCUCACUUCCCCCGUGCCAGAUUCCUCUUCCUCGAUGACAUCGAGUUCCCCCCUUCCCCCUCCUCUCCACCGCCGGAAACAUGCCAUCCACUCCUCCUCAGCCUGCGGGACUGCCAAAACAUCGCCACCAUACUCAGUCCAGACGACGCAGCGGAGUUUCUAAGUGAGGUAAUCUACUUAGAUAUCUCGCACACCGCCCUCCGCGACUCCUACGGCCACCCAACCUAUCCCCUCUCACACCUCAUGCUCCCCUUCCUGCGCACCCUAAAACUCCAACACGUCUCCCUCUUAGACUCAGACCUGCGCGCGCUCUUGGCUGCAAGCCCGCAUCAGCUGCAACUCGCUAGUCUGGAUGUAAGGGAUAACAAGCUCACCGACGGUAUAAUCCCCGAUCUGGAACAACACCUCGUUUGGCGCCUUGAUGCCUCCUCCCCACCUCCUCGUCCUCCGAACUACGGCGCUACAGAGCAGCAGAAUAGAUACCUCGAAUCCCCGCCUGCGUACUCUGAGCGGCCGCGCGCGGAGGAUGAGCAGCAGGAGACGUUCAUCCGCGACGCGCCCCAUCCUCCGCCUGAUGAUCCGGAGUCCUUCAUGGAGCGCGCGAGGGAGCAUGCUGAUAUGGGGGAUAUAAUGCCCUAUGCAGGUCUAACGGCGCUUUAUCUCUCCGGGAACGCAUUUACCUCCGAUGCCUUCCUAAGACUGGUAAAGGCGAGUGAUAGGUUACAAGUUCUUGAUCUCGAUGUCCCCUUCAAGGAGACGAGGUACUCUGCUUCGCUACCGCCACCACCGACUGCGGAUGGACAACCGGCAGACGAGCACGAGCACACGCAUCCGGUGGAAACGGCAACACACCACCUCUCCCUCUCCCUCUCCCCCCGCCUCUCAACCCUCCGCGUCCACCACGCACUAGUCACCCACCCCAUCAGCUCCUACAUGGCAGACACAAACCCCCACCUCACAUCCCUAACACUAACCUGCAUCCCCCCCCUCUCCUCUCCCUCCCUCCUUUCAUCACUUAAAACCUUUCUCUUAGCCGCUGCUACACAGGAACGGGCUAUUUCCCUCGCUCGCGCAGGUGGAGGGGAGGGAGGGCGUAGAGGGGUGAAGGUACGCCCGGGACUGAGGGUUUUGAGACUUGAGCUGGGGGGGGAGGGGGUGGAAAGUGUGUCGGGGGAUAGGGAUGCGGAUGCGUUUGCUGCGGCGGGGGCGCGGGAUUUUUCGUUUUUUGAUGAUCCUGGGGCUGAGGAUGGGGGUGGGGGGAAGAAGGAUGGGAAAGGGGAGGGAGGGAAGGAGGAGAGGGUGGAUGUUAGGGCUGAGUUGAGGAGGUGGAGGGAGGGGGAGGGAGGGGGGGAGAGGAGGUGGGGGGGGAGGUUGGAGGUUGUUGUUAGGGGUGGGGAGGGGGAGUAG